CUCGUUUCCUGGGAUCUGUUUCCAGGGUGGAGAGGCCUAGGUAGGAAUGCCGAAACGGAGGCUUCCGGCUGUGCUAGCCCUGCUGCCCACAUAAGUAUGAAGAAGUGUUUCACCAGGAGACCUAGUGCAUAACACCCCUGCUGGCAUCCUGGGCUUAAAAAGCAAAGCAAAAAGCACUAGUUGCAUAAAUGGACAACUGACAGAUGCUACUGUAAAGUCAAAAGCACACAGGAAAGUACCUGCCUCUCUUUCCCAAAGUCAGUGUUGCCAGCCAGUGAAGGGCAGAGAAAUAACUCAUAUUAGAACAUGGUGAUUGGAAGGGUCUGCAGAAACAUGAAGUCACAGUCAUCCUAGUGCCACUGAAAAGUUUAUUGCAGAGAGGUGACAAAAUCACAUCUGAGAAGCUACGGAGAAGCCCCAAGUGGACUGACUGAAGGCCUGGACAGGGACGGGCUCUUUGGGGAGAGACUGGAAGGUAUAAUGUGGACAUUCUCAGUUUAGGAUGUGGGAAUUAGCCAGUGCUUACAGCAUGUCGUGGAGGAUGCUGACAGGACACCAGCUCUGCAGGCUGUGUCUUCUCAGAAAGCCACAACCAGCUCUGAAAAUCAAACGUUCAACAUGUGUCACCUAUGAAAUGGACAGCCAGGCAAACAAACAAAGCAAGAGAACAGUGGAAAAGCUCCAGGCAUGUUCAGUUGAUAUCAUGAAGAUCUGCAGACUGAAAGCCUGGGUACUUCUGGAGGAUAACACCUAUGUUGAAGAGAUUGCAAAUAUUCUGAAAGAACUCGGUGCCAACAAAACUGUGAUAGCUAGUAUUUUAGAACGCUGUCCAGAAGCAAUUGUCUGCAGUCCUGUUGCUGUCAAUGCCAAAAAGAAACUCUGGCAGAUGGUCUGCAAAAACGAGGCAGAACUAAUCCGGUUAAUAGAGCAGUUUCCAGAACCUUUCUUUACCGUCAAGGACCAGGAAAACCAGAAGCUGAAUGUCCAGUUCUUUCAAGAGCUGGGACUCAAGAAUGUGGUGAUUAGCAGGUUUCUGACGACUGCCUCUAGCAUUUUCCAUAAUCCUGUAGAGAACAACAGGCGAAUGAUCGGGGUUCUCCAGGAGAGCUACCUAAACUUAGGUGGCUCUCAGGCCAAUGCUAAAGUGUGGCUACUGAAGUUAUUGAGCCAAAAUCCAUUCAUUUUGUUAAGUUCUCCCACAGCUGUAGCCCAGAUACUACAAUUUCUUCAAGGGCAAGGCUUCACAAACUCUGAAGUUCUUCAGCUUCUGUCCAAACUUAAAGGGUUUCUUUUUCAACUUCAGCCAGGAAGCAUCCAGAGCAGUAUGUCUUUUACUAAGGCUAUUUUUGAGUGCACAGACCAUGACCUUCGGCAGUUAGUUGUGAACUGCCCUUCGUUGCUGUGUUACCCUGCCUCAAUUCUAGAAGAGAGGAUCCAGGCACUGCUGAAGGAAGGAAUCACCGUGACUCAGAUAAGAGAGUCACCAAUGGUCCUUGAGUUGACACCACAGAUAGUCCAAUACAGGAUAAGGAAGCUGAACUCUUUAGGCUACAAAAUAAAGGAUGGGCAUCUAGCAAGUCUAAAUGGAACAAAAAAGGAGUUUGAGGCUAACUUUAGCAAAAUGCAAGCCAAGCAAGAAAGGCCACUGUUUAACCCUGUGGCCUCAUUACAUGUAGAGGAGUGACAUGGAGCUUAGUUCUAGCAGGCAAAGUGACCAAUUCACAAAGACUUAACAACUCAGCUUGCAAGCACUAGUCAGUCUCAGGGCCUACUGAAUUUCUGAGUUGUGUUCAAGUUACCUCAUAAUUGAUGGCCUCUGACUCAUUUGCUGUGUUAAAAAAAAAAAAAAAAAAAAAACAGUUUAAAUAAAAUUAGUAACUUUAACUUUGACCUUGAACUAUUACUCCAAAACACCAUAUAGUGUGAUAAUUCACAUGGAUCAUUUUGAAGGAACUGACAAGUACACACUCUUGAUAGGAGCACAUGAACAAUUUUAAUUUUGUUCCUAGACAGCUACCAAAAUGUAAUUCUUAACCACCAGCCCUCAGUCACUAACAGGCCAAUGACACGUUCCUUUAGAGGACUGGCUUCACCUUGUUUGUGGAAUGGAUUAGUUAAGAGCCUACUUCCAUGUUCAAUUUGAAAUCUCUAAGACACACACAUUAAUUAUGAACCUAUUUCAUUGCAGAGACCAGGUGUAUUAAGAUCGGAAUUCUGUUUGGCCUCAGGAAUAGAAAAGAUUCCCACCUUUCCCUGUACAGCAAAAGGAAGGAAUGCAAACAGACUGGGGGGUCGGGGGUAUGGAAGCUGAAAUUUCAAACUUAAUUCAUGCACUUGAAUUGAAUGCAGCUUCCUAGAAAGCCUGAAAAUCUACUUCAUGUGAUACCACUUUUAGUUGUAGUGUUCCCACUUCCAUGUCUAAAUCUUGUGCCAAGAUAAGCAUUACCCAGAUAAAGACUGGCUUUCAAUUGUAUAGUUUGUAACAGCUGUAAUACUCAUUGGUUGUAAUGCUUAACCAGUUGACUAUGCAGCAUGCAACAGCUUCUGAAAUAUAAUAAAAAAUGUGGCCAGUA
Messenger RNA from Cricetulus griseus (Chinese hamster), 2573 nucleotides. NCBI's taxonomy places the organism in Eukaryota, Metazoa, Chordata, Mammalia, Rodentia, Cricetidae. The record is from RefSeq and is a predicted model, not a curated record.